GCCAGCUAUUUUAGAGAUUGGGUCUUACUAUGUUGCCCAGACUGGCUAUUUUUUUAAGUUUUAAUGUCUACAGUGUUGGCAUGUACAUAGAAGAUCUCAAUAAAGACUUGAUCCCUGAAUAAAUGAAGACCCGAGUGAUGAAUUAUUAAGUGAGAAGCAGUAGCUACUCUUUAUUGAAUUCCCAUUAUGUGCCUGGCACUACUUUAUAUGUUUUACAUAUAUGUUUUCAUUUAAUUCUCAUAAUAAACUUAUUGUAUUAUUAUGACGAUUUUACAGAAGAGGAAACUGAAGCUCAGGGAGAAUAACUGAAUUGCUUAAUGACACUUUCCCUUACUCCAAUUGUGCUUUAGCCACUGUUUUAUAUUACCAAGGAGAGUAUGAAGAAGGAGCAAUGAAAAUGUUCCAGGCAGAGGGAAAAACAUAUGCAAAGUAAGAGCGCCAAAGGGACCAUGGCAUCUUCAGGAGAUUUUCAAGCACAGCAAACAAGUGGACUAAUUAUCUUCCAUACUGAUGUUUGUAGGGUACUUCAUGUUUUUAAAAGUAUUUUCUCAUAGGUGUUCAUAAUAAUCUCUGAGAAAUAGAUAAAUGUAUUUAUUAUCAGUAUCCAAUGGGUGGGAACCUACAGGGCUAAGUUUGCAAAUCUAGUCAAUAAUGACUGAGUUUAAAUUUGGACUUCUUUCACCAAAAUUUAAAAUAAUUUCUUAUGUUUCCAAUUAUUUAAAAUCUUGUCAUGCAUUCAUUAAGGAGAUGAGGAAAUAUACUUGGGAAUACCUAUAUUUUGAUAUUGAAUAAAACAUAUGGAAAUUGAAAAAAUACACAGGAUAGAAAUAAGUGAUCAGAAGGUGAUAAUACAGUAAUAGCUGUCAUUUGCUGAGCACAUAGGAUGUGACAGACAUUGUACUAGAAUCUUUACAUUCACUCACUAAAUUUGAUCUCACAACAGUUGAAAAGGGUUUUCUGUUAUCAUCUCAUUUUGGAGUCGAAGAAAUUAAAGCUAAGAGAGACUAAAGAAACUUACUGGAGGUUGUUAUACAUCCAGGAAGUUGCAGUGUCAAAAAAUGAACCAAGAGCAUCUGAAAUCAGAGUUCAGACUCCUAACAGCUUGACUAGAAGCUACACUACCUGGGCAAUACUUCAUUUUUAUUUUAUUUAUUUAUUUGUCUUUAUAAAGUCAAAGGUGAAAUUAACAAAAUCAAUGAUGUUCUGAUGAGUGAGAAAUUAUUUUCUUAAUUACAGUAACGUUUGGAUUUGUGUGCCCCGGCUGUGAAUUAGGUUUCACUCCAGCUUUGCACACUCUUUUAUCACAGCUUAAGACAGCAGAUGGCUCUCUUGCGUUUUCUUUCACUUACCUCCAUCUGUAAACAACCAAACAGCGUUUAGGGGAGGUAAAAGGAAAACGCAAGGAUUAAGCUAAAAGACCUUGGUUAUCCAAUGCUGCCCCCUCACCAAGCUCUUUGAAAAUCGGAAGCCAAAUAGACUAGAAAUGACCGCUUGAGAAGCCUGAAAUUCACGGUCUGAAUAGACACCCCGAGACUCGGGAGUCCGCUGUUCCAGGUGCUGAGCCAGGGGUCAGAAUGCUCAACUCAAGAAAGGAGUAUUUCUCAGUUAUCGAAAAGCUGAAAAGCUUUGUGCUCUAAGGUGUGUUAUUAAUGUCAGUGGAAGCUGUGAGGAUUAAUUUCCUCUCCACCUUGGUGGGGGUCGAGGGAAAAGAAACUGCUUUUAAGGAAGGGAAAUAUCAGAGAUCCUCUGAUAUUUCAGAGGAUUCCGCGCUUUUCACCGCGGAACUUGCUCCGCUCAGAGAGGUAAGGCUCGGGCAUGAUCCCUGUCCGUGGUGCUGAAUCCCUGCCCCGACCGGACACUGCUGAAUAAUGCAGGGAGGGGGCUGAGGAAGCCCAAACGGACCUCCGUGAUUCACCAACCCAAGGAUUUGGGGGAAAGACUGCAGCAUAAGAAAAUGACUGGAAAGGGAAUAAUUAACACAGCCAUAAUAACAAUAAGCUUAAUCUCACUGUGUUCAAAUUCAUAUAGUUUCACAUACAUCAAAAGGUUUUUAAAAGAAUCUUUAAAAACAAUUUAGGUAUGUUAGUUGGGGAAGUUGCACUAGAUUUAAGUGGUCACUAUGCUUAACAUUUUACUUAUUCAAAAACUCACUACUAGAAGCUUUAGAUAAACCUGUAUUCUUUAACCAUAUAGUCUUUCAGAAAUUCAAAUCUAGAACUUCUGAAAUGUCCAAAUGGCCUCUCUUCAAUAACAGAAUCCAAGAAUAGUAGUGACUCAAUGUCCAGUAGGACUUAUUUCGUGAUUUAAAAAAAACAGACAUACUUUAAUAGUCAUUUUUUUAAGUACAUUCAUCUUUCUAUAGAUGGUCUUCCCUUUUUGAGCAGAGGCGUGGCAACACAAUAUAUUUAAUAAACACACACCCAAAGGGGGAGAACAGAGACAUAUGAAACAGAAAAUAGGCACAACAAAAUAAUUUGCAUGCCACUUUUUCUCACUUGUACUAUCUCAAGGGGCCAUUCAGGAUUGGAAAUUUCUGGCAAAAAAACUCUGGUGUAUUCCUUUUAAUAAUUGUGCUAUUUUGUAGAUGAAACAGCAAAGUGGAGAAAAUAAACUUAAAUAUGCUCUUUAAUAGUAAAUACUAUAUACACCAUUCUAGAGCCAAUGAUAUCUGCAUUAUAUUCAAAUCUAUAUGCUCCAAUUAGAUUUAAUUCUCCUCCCCAAAGGAGCCUUGUUGGUAACUAUGGAGUAAACAUAAAGAAUAGCAGCUAAGCAGCAGCUGCUCACAUGGAGCGGGUGUGGAGAAGUUGUGUAGAGCAGAAGGAGUCCAGCCUCCCUGUAACUGGGCUCUCAGCUGCACUUCUCCCAGUUGCCUUGUGGCGAGUCUUUGUAGUACUUUACUGCCUAUUUCUGAGACAAAGAGAAAGUAUGUUUUGGUUCAGAACUGCUCCCAGGGUUGCCUGUGUAGUGUGCCUGCCCUCUUUCUAGCUCUAGAGCAGUCACUGGAGAAGAAGAUUUUUUACAAGUCUCCUGAUUACCAAAUGAGUCUUUUUCACCCAUCCUUCACCCUGAAUUGGGAGAAGUCUCCUUUGUGCAUUUCUGUUUCUCUGCCUUCCUGCGAUGAUAGGCCAAACAGUGUAGAGGGAAGGGGGGAAAGUAUGAAGCUGCACUUGGUUCUGUCACUCUGGGUGUAUCCUAGAAACCACAGAUCUGUAUUCAUCCAAGCAUGAAGUGUUUCUCUCCCAACCUCCUUUCUUUGGGGGUGGGGGUGCCCUCUCCCCCCUCCCUUUCCCUUGGACCUUCAUCUUUUCAGUUAUCCAAGACAGAACACCGUCGGAACACAGACAGGAAAUCCAGGCGAAGAGGCAGCAGCUGUUGUGCUUAAAUUUUAGACACAGUUCAUACGGCUUUGGUCCUGACAGAGCUUCUCUACCCAGGGACACCCAAAGACGACAGCUCAAAUUUGAGUGUCCUCAGUCUGGCUGCUUUUCGCUGUACUGGAAUACUGUGACACCUUCCCCUCCUCCCUUAAUAUUUCUACCCAAUAUUCUCCUGGGCGUUUAUCCCAUCCAGCUGCUGUUUGUAGCAGCUACAGCGGCUGCCAUCUCCUCCUCCAAGUGCUGGGAGCAGAUUUGGGAUCGGGGUCUUUCCACACCACCUCACCACAUCUCUCCUUCUCCCCUUCCCUCCUUUUUGCUCCGUGUUUUCCUUUCAGAAUGACAAGCCUACCCUUCCUGGCAGCAGGAGGGAGGGUCCAGCAAGUUUGGGUGGACUAGGUGAGGAGUGGAGGCACCUCCCUCCGCCUCGGGACACACUCUCCUCCCUCCCGGCCUCCCCCCUCCUCCCCAGGGUGGGGGGGGCUUUGGUGCUGAAGGGAUUAGCGGGGAGGGCGGAAACCACCUCGCCCUUCAACCGCUGCUGGGAGUUUCUGUGGACCAGGAGCCACGUUAAGACCGAGAAGCCUCAGCUAAGCCACGGAAGCCUCGGGUACCGGCGAGUUUCAUCUAAGAAAAAGCGCACCGAUAUUCCUCCAAUUCCACCUGCUUUGGCUCAGCCUCUUGGCACCCCGCCCCUGCAAUCCAUUUUAGCUUUCUUUAUUAUUAUUAUUUUAAUCAUUAUCAUAUAUACUUUUUUUCUUUCUGAAGAGAUACACAGGGGAGAGACCACCUAGGUGGUGGGAGUGUAGUGGGGUGGGAACGGAGCGCUUUGAUUGAGGAUCUCAGGGGAGAAGAUUGCUCUCUCCAGAUGCUGAUUUCCAAAGCACUUGACAAUCACGGGCAGAAGCCUAGAGCGGGCGGCGCCGGCGGCCGCACCGGCCCAGGGGCAGCCGGAGCCGGGCUGUGAGUCCUGCCCGGAGCCCUGGACAGACGGCCGCGCUGAGACACUGCCGGGACCUGCCCUCCAGCCCGUGCCCAGCAAGCAGCGCCGGCUCUACCUCCCGCCCGCCCGGGAGGCGGGCAGGGCAAGAAGGCAGCGCGAGCGGCAGUGGCGACCCCUGAGAGGGCUCCAGCGGCGCGCAGUGACCGGCAGCGCCCGCAGCAGCGGUGCCCGCUCUAGACGCGGACUCAGCCAAGCGGCAGCGGCCACGACCUGAGGCUCCCGCGGCUCGUCCCUCUGCGCCCUGGGCGCAUCUGCGCGCCUGGCCCCGCGCUCCGCGGAGAGGGCGAUGGGUCCUAGUGGGGACUGAGCGCCCUUACCCUCUCCCCAACCCCCCCGGACACCCCCCCUCUACUUCUCUGAGGGUGCGUCGCGGUCUACGCCGCCCCUUUCCUCUCCUGGGCCCCCAGCUUCCCUUCCUUCUGUCCCCUUCUUUCCCCGGACCCAUUCCCUGGGCCACCAUGGCCGCGGCCAUCGCCAGCGGCUUGAUCCGCCAGAAGCGACAGGCGCGGGAGCAGCACUGGGACCGGCUGUCUGCCAGCAGGAGGCGGAGCAGCCCCAGCAAGAACCGCGGGCUCUGCAACGGCAACCUGGUGGAUAUCUUCUCCAAAGUGCGCAUCUUCGGCCUCAAGAAGCGCAGGUUGCGGCGCCAAGAUCCCCAGCUCAAGGGUAUAGUGACCAGGUUAUAUUGCAGGCAAGGCUACUACUUGCAAAUGCACCCCGAUGGAGCUCUCGAUGGAACCAAGGAUGACAGCACUAAUUCUACACUGUUCAACCUCAUACCAGUGGGACUGCGCGUUGUUGCCAUCCAGGGAGUGAAGACAGGGUUAUAUAUAGCCAUGAAUGGAGAAGGUUACCUCUACCCAUCAGAACUUUUUACCCCUGAAUGCAAGUUUAAAGAAUCUGUUUUUGAAAAUUAUUAUGUAAUCUACUCAUCCAUGCUGUACAGACAACAGGAAUCUGGAAGAGCCUGGUUUUUGGGAUUAAAUAAAGAAGGGCAAGCUAUGAAAGGGAACAGAGUAAAGAAAACCAAACCAGCAGCUCAUUUUCUACCCAAGCCAUUGGAAGUUGCCAUGUACCGAGAACCAUCCUUGCAUGAUGUUGGCGAAACGGUCCCGAAGCCUGGGGUGACGCCAAGUAAAAGCACAAGUGCGUCUGCCAUCAUGAACGGAGGCAAACCAGUCAACAAGAGUAAGACGACAUAGCCAGAUCCUCACAGGUGUUGUGACUUAUUCGUCCUGAGCACAGUUGAGUGAUUUAUCCCUACCGGACACUCCUGCUCCCGCGGCCGAAGAGCAGCUGGCAGCAAGCUGAGGCUUGCUCUCUGCUGUCUCCGAACUUCUUUGUUGCAAGUGGAUAAAUCUCAAUCUGUUGCACCCCCCACAACAAGAAGACACCUGGAUAACCAGCUAAACUCAGACCAUGGAAUGCCCUACCAGAUAUGGAAUGCCUUUUUAAUAUCUUUUCUGUGACUGUGACACUUCAUGUGAAUGACAUACUUCACAAGUACACUCGAUACCUUGCCUGCUGACAGCUACCCAUAAUCCUUUUUGAGUCCUGUUUCAGCGAAAUCCAUGUGUUUAAGUUCGAUUUUGUAGCACACAAAUAAUAUUGAGUAAAUUUCUAGUUAGACGCUGUAAACCUGUGCUAUUAUGGAUUUCUCUUCUUCCCAUUUUUACAGGGCUGCUUGCUCCACUGUCUGUGACCUUUUUGCAGGGAUUGUGUUCCUCUAAAUCUUCAAUGUUGCAGUUGGCUUAGUUGGGAGAGCAAUCAGGGAAUCAGGAAGCCUUCUAAAUCUAUUAUUAUAAAUCGCAUCUAUAAAGAUUAAGAUUGUUGUCUCUGGCUCACACUAUCGAUUAAACACACAUAUACGCUCUAUCCAGUAGCAGAUACUGUGCUCCUGAGGUUGGCAUUGCCUGGGUGGGAAAAGGGUCAAACACAAUCCAUGGGAAGCUCUCUAUGAUACGUGUUUGACAUCCCCCUAUAGUUUCUUUGUGUGUGUGUGUUUUAUACAUAUCACAAGCUUACUGGUAAUGGUAACAUUUGCCUUGCCCAGCGAGCAAGACCCACUGGUUUUUGAGAAAGUGGGUCCAAAGAAUUCUGUAGGCCUUGUAGGCCUGAUUAAGGUUCAUUUUUCAUCUAUUAAUUCUCAUUAUUUGGAAAAAAAAAAGAGAGAGAGAGAAACCACUAAUUACAACCCACAAGAAUUGCGCUACCUAAGUCCAUUUCAGAUAUACUCCUUCCUGUUUUUAAUGAACCAAACUCAAUGCCACCCCCGUUUUGGGCUGCGUUCCACUCAUACUCAGCAGAGCAUGGGCAAGGCGGCUGUUGUGUUCUUUUCUGCAGCAGCAAUGCAAACGUUAGUUAUAAAUUAGACUUUAAUAUUUUUGGUGUUUAAUGACAAGUUUUUAAACUGGACAUAUUAGGAAAAAAUAUUUUUUUUAGCUCAGCAUGCUGAGUCCGGUACUGUGUAUCUCACCAGUACAUACCCCUAACUCAGCGAUUUGGGCCCCGUGUUGCCCAAUGGCCGGGUUAGAGGUGCCUUGCCAUGAUCUCAGAAUACAGUCUGUUGAAUUAUCCUAGAUACAAAUAAAGGCAAACCAACACAUUCAAACAUCAAGAUUUGGGUCCAUUCAAUGCAUUCGCUUUUGUUUCCUUUUGCAUUCUUCAUUUCCUUUCUAAUUUAAUACUGCUUAAACUCUGAGCUUAGGGAAAGACAACUACUAAGAAAGGCCAUGAAUAGUUGAUUACAUAGUGAAGAUUCCAUGCAAAAUGUUCAUUAUUGGAUAUAAAGAGUUUCAAAAUGUUUAAUACUAAAUGGUUUGGAAAUAUAUUUGGUAACUCUGUGUACACCUAAUAAAAUUCAAUGUUUUCUUCUCAGAAGAGUUAUUUGAGACCAAACUGAACCUCAUUUAUAGAAAACCAUAUGUGGGAUCAAUGUACUGGCCUCUUGUUAUUAUUUCUAUGUGGAAGGAUGACCCAGUUGCCAUUUUUCCCCAUCUGCACUGUAUUUAUUGGGAAAUUAUUUUGUCACUGCUUUCAUAAAUCUCCAUGACAGCCCUUGCCCAGCAUUAAAAAAUUUUGGCCUGCUUAGCUGAUUAAAGGUUUAGUAUAAAUUUACCUGUUUAUGCUUAUUUCAUUUUCAUAUUGGAUUCCACUUGAAUAAAUAAAAAGUUAGCAUAACGUUUGAGUAGAUUUAUUGUCAAUGAUGCUAAAUUACAAAUACAACGAAAUGAUUCUUUUGACCAUUCUCGAUUUGGUGUUACGCCAUUUUAAGCCUAUUGCUUUUAACAGGAUAAGUUAAAAUACAUGAAUUCCAUUAACUAAUUGUUUAGGGAAGACAUAUACCCCAUAAUAUGUGGCAGACUAUUAAUAUGAAUAAUUUACUGGUAAAACCAAUGGGCUUCUAGACACUGCUUACACCAAUACACACACACACACAGACAUACUCACCUUUACCAACAGCCCCUUCCUAUUUGUUUCUGAUAACCAGCUCUACUUGCUGGUUUCUUUUCCCCCUGCAAGCUUGUUUAUUGUUUAAAUUAAAACAAAAUUUAUUUUUGUAAAUGACAGACUUAUGUAAAUGUGCACCUCUGUUUUGUUUUUUAUAUGGGUUGUCUAUAAGGGCAUUUAUCCCUAUGAAUGGAUGUCAAAAUACUCUCUUCUAAUAUAUGUUUAGAUAUAUUGCAGAGGGGUCCUUGUUGUUUGUAAUUUAGUUAGGUCAUUUAUUUUGUGUCUGGUCUCACCUGUUGCAUGGGAAGAGGACAGCACUGAUGAACUGCAUGCAGUAGGACCUGUAUAUCAAGAACUGUUGGUAUGUAUUACUCAAUUUGCAUACAAAGAGUUUGUCUGCAUUGUACAGUUUAUGUGUUUAAUAUCAUUUGUUGUAUUUACAAAUACAACAUUUUGAAUAAAAUAUUUAUAUGAAGGCAUAUUAAAAAUCAUCAACAAACUUUAUGUAACAAAAUGGCAUUGCAUCACCCACAAAUAUAGAAAAAUGUCAUGUAAAUAAGUUGGUAAAUUCAAUUUCCCCCUUUACCAUGCCAAAGAAAAUUUUAGCUCUUUGAUGAUACCUCUCUUGCUAUUCUUCCGGGAUAAGACUUCACCAUUUUUUCUUUCCUCAGAAAUUAAGUUUGCUGUUAUUAAGUAAGUGCAAUCUGUCACUCUUGAUGUUCUGUAUAGUAAAUCUGAUGGAAUUCAUUUGUAUUUAUAGACUGUGUGUUUUGUACCCUUAUGUGCAUAUGUCCAUUGUCUAUAAUAUCUCAUUCCUUCUGCAUGCAUAUCUGGUACGGGAGGGUUAUUUCUACUGAUUUGUUAUGGUAGCUGAUUGCUUGGCCAAUCCUUCAACAAUGCUCAGAAAUGUUAAUUGUU
Microcebus murinus (gray mouse lemur) is the source of this 8745-nucleotide messenger RNA. RefSeq names its product fibroblast growth factor 14 (gene FGF14). Gene Ontology annotation, molecular function: growth factor activity. NCBI's taxonomy places the organism in Eukaryota, Metazoa, Chordata, Mammalia, Primates, Cheirogaleidae. The record is from RefSeq and is a predicted model, not a curated record.